Asterias rubens (European starfish) is the source of this 4641-nucleotide messenger RNA. Its product is annotated as multiple epidermal growth factor-like domains protein 6. NCBI's taxonomy places the organism in Eukaryota, Metazoa, Echinodermata, Asteroidea, Forcipulatida, Asteriidae. The transcript has 34 exons. The record is from RefSeq and is a predicted model, not a curated record. Gene Ontology annotation, molecular function: scavenger receptor activity; calcium ion binding. Bases 54 to 4370 code for a protein of 1438 amino acids.
GCAGUGUGGGAGUGUGUUUCAAUGGUGGAACAUGCCAAGGUGGCUAUUCCCAGAUGUGUCUCUGCCCCCCUGGAUUUGAAGGGCCCAGAUGCCAGUACGAUGUCAAUGAGUGUAUGUUCAACAAUGGAGGAUGUCAAGGUGAUUGCUGUAACAGUAUUGGAAGCUACUACUGCAGAUGCUCACCUGGGUUUGAAUUAUCACAUGAUGGUGUUACGUGCAUAGAUAUCAAUGAAUGCCGAAUUCAGAACGCAGGAUGCCGUGGCUCUUGUCUGAACACUGAGGGAAGUUUCACCUGUGAAUGUCCAGUCGGUCAGAAACUACAAUCUGAUGGAAGAACCUGCAUUGCUGAAGACCCGUGUCUGGUGAGAAAAGGUGGAUGUGAUCAUGAAUGUAUAUCGCAACCUAACGGACACUUCUCGUGUCAGUGCUACGACGGCUUCAAACUAGAACCCAAUGGGAUGACAUGCGCUCGUGCGUAUUCGUGUAGCAGAGAUAAUGGCGGCUGCCAUCAACUCUGUAUGACCUAUGAAGAUUCCGUACGAUGCAGCUGCCAUACUGGAUUUUACCUCCUUCAGGACAUGAAGACAUGCGCAGAUAAAGAUGAGUGUGAGAUGGGAUUCAACUCAUGUUCUCACUUCUGUGUCAACACUGAGGGGUCAUAUCGCUGUGAUUGCCCACCAGGCUACCAACUUCAGCCGGACGGAAGAUCAUGCGAACAGGAAUCCAUGGUGAUUAUUGAGGCAGUCGACCCAUGCAGGAAUAUCAACUGUCAACAUAACUGCACCGUCAUAGCCAGCAGUCGUACAGCAAUCUGUACUUGUCCAAUCGGGUUUCAACUCCGUAUGGACCAGUUGACUUGUGAAGAUGAGAACGAGUGUGAGAAUGGUCAGUCCUGCUGUCACCAUGAUUGCUACAACACGGAGGGUGGUCACUCGUGCGGAUGCUUUGCUGGUUUCGAGUUGGCCGACGAUGGAUGCUCAUGUAAUGAUAUUGACGAGUGUACAAACAACCAGGGAGGGUGCAGUCAGCUGUGUCAAAACACCGCUGGCGCCUACGAAUGUUUCUGCUACGAAAAAUUCAUCUUAGACUCUGACGGCACAACAUGCAGACGUGUGCCAGAGAUCAGGACACCAUCACCUCUUAUCCUCCCACCUGGUGGACGCGGAGACUUUCAACCACAUCUGCAGCCGGAUAUUAGCAUAAGAUGUCUACCGGGUGCCUUUGGUACGCAGUGUGAGUUCAGCUGUAGCGAUUGUUCAAAUGGAGCUAUGUGUAACCAAGAGCAGGAUGGAUGCGACUGCCCACCGGGCUGGACUGGCUUGGUCUGUAACGAGACGUGCCCUCUCAAUACCUAUGGUCAGGGAUGCAAUCAAGUUUGCCCCUGUGUGAAUGGCGGUAAAUGCGACCCCAUUAACGGAGGAUGUACCUGCCCUGCCGGUGUCCAUGGAGAGUAUUGUAGCGAUGGUUGUCCAGUGGGAAUGUACGGCAAUGAAUGUGACCGUUACUGCAACUGCCCUAGCAGUGUUCCCUGCGACAGACGUUUCGGAUUGUGCUUAUGCCCGGGCUCAUUUGGAUCACAGUGCAAUCACAAAUGUCCGGAGUUCUUCUUUGGGACAGGAUGUACAGAGCGAUGCGACUGCAGUAUACAUUACUCAUCGGGAUGCGAUGCGCUAACUGGGUCUUGUGCCUGUAAGGCGGGUUAUGAGGGAGUACGAUGUGAGAAUGAGUGCCCGUCAGGCCUGUGGGGCGAGCAGUGCCGUCACGUCUGUCAAUGUCCCGAUGUGUCAUCCUGCAGUAAGAUCACAGGUGACUGUACCCGUGAAUGUCCUGCAGGUUACUACGGAGAGGCUUGCGAACAACUGUGCGAUUACGGGCGUUACGGAGUCAACUGUAAAUUUGACUGUCGUUGCGGAGGCAACAACUGCAAUAAGAUUACAGGUGCAUGUUUCUGUUCGGCUGGCUGGACAGGCGUGGAUUGUGCCGAGGAAUGCCCUGACGGUACCUGGGGGUUGGAGUGUCAGGAGAACUGCACAUGUCCGUUAUUCAGCCAGUCGUGUGAUAAGACCAAUGGAGAGUGUCUGUGCCCGCUUGGUUUCUUCGGAGCCGACUGUAACUCAAGAUGUCCCAGAGGUCACUAUGGUCUGAUGUGCAGACACAGAUGUCAAUGCCAAAAUGGAGGGGCUUGUAAUGCUGAGACUGGGAUGUGCACCUGUUCACCAGGAUGGAGGGGUCCAACAUGCAGUGAUGAAUGCGGUGCUGGACUUUUUGGUCAGGAGUGCCAAUCCCGAUGCGAGUGUGAAAACAAUGCCGGGUGUGACCCCGUAACUGGUGACUGUAUCUGUACGCCUGGCUGGUCUGGCUCCAACUGUGAUGACGUGUGUCCAAAGGGUGUCUAUGGUGAGAAUUGUGACAAUGCCUGUGUGUGCAUGCACAAUGCCAGCUGUGACCAUAUAAGUGGAGCUUGCAUGUGUGCCCCGGGAUGGAGGGGCGCUAUCUGUGACAAAUCUUGUCCGGAUGGUUUUUAUGGUUAUGAUUGUCAGAACAUCUGUGUGUGCAGCAAUGGAGCUCGCUGUGAUCCAGCAACUGGAGAAUGUAAUUGUAAACCCGGCUACACCGGUGACCUCUGUGAAGAAGAGUGCUCUCCGGGAGAGUGGGGAAAGGAUUGCAUCUACGCCUGUGACUGCGAGAAUGACGCAAUUUGUGAUCAUGUGACCGGACGUUGUAUCUGCGCCAAUGGAUGGAGAGGAAUUCGCUGCGAUGAUGUUUGUGCAGCAGGAUUCUUUGGUGUGAACUGUGCGCAGCAUUGUAUAUGCCGCAACGGAGCACAGUGCAACUCAGUGACUGGAGAAUGUGACUGCCCUGCAGGGUACGUUGGCCACGCCUGUCAGUUUGAGUGUGCCCCAGGUUUCUACGGUACCGGUUGUGAUCAGAUCUGCCAAUGUCUAAACGGAGCUGAUUGUCAUCGAAUGGACGGCACGUGUGAUUGUCCAAGUGGCUGGUUCGGAGACAGCUGUGAAGCAAAGUGCAUGGAUGGCUACUGGGGAGAGAGUUGCAUGAAGACAUGUCUAUGUGUUAACGGCGACUGUGACAGAGUGACGGGAGGCUGCACUUGUACAGCUGGAUGGAGGGGUUUCUACUGUGACAAACCUUGUUUUACUGAUUACUAUGGUGAAGGAUGCGCCGAGGAGUGUUCAUGCGGAGAGGGUAACCCUUGUAAUCACAUAACAGGAGAAUGCACAUGUCCGUCAGGUUUCAGCGGUAAUGAGUGCAGCUUGCCAUGUCCUGAAGGCUCGUGGGGCGAUAACUGCGUUGAGGAGUGCACCUGCGUUGAGAAUGCUCUCUGUAAUCCAGAGACUGGAGAAUGUUCAUGUAAACCUGGCCACCGCGGAAAGAGCUGCAGGAAAGAGUGUCACCCUGGUCAUUUUGGACCCAACUGUAACCAGGUGUGCACAUGUUUUAAUGGCGCUACAUGCAACUCAACCGAUGGGACGUGCGUAUGCCUUCCAGGUUGGGUCGGACCAACGUGUAACCAAGCUUGCCCCAAGUCAACCUAUGGUCAGUUCUGUUCAGAGUCUUGCGACUGUGACAACUCCGCCGAUUGUAAUCACGUCACAGGAGAAUGUCAGUGUCCACCCGGCUUCGCUGGGCAGCACUGUGAGAAGAUUUGCCAGGCUGGACACUACGGUCACAACUGCUCCUUGAUCAAAGAUUGCCAUAACGGCGGCCGACUCAACUCCAGCUCUGGACUCUGCACAUGUAGUCUCGGCUGGCAUGGACCAACAUGUCAAGAAGAAUGCCCAGCCAGUCAGUAUGGUCCAAACUGCCAACUCCAAUGCGCAUGCGAGAAUGAUGGACGCUGUGACCGCAUGACUGGUUGCUGCGAAUGUGAGGAUGGCUUCUACGGUCAACGCUGUGAAUAUGUUUGUGAUCCAGGCUACUACGGGUCUUACUGCAGCCGUCAAUGUGAGUGCCACCCAUCCGCAGAGUGUGACCCGGUCAGCGGUCAGUGCCGCUGUCCAGCUGGCCGGACAGGGCCAGAGUGCAAGCAGACAUGCCCCAUGGGCUUCUUCGGUGCUAACUGCUUGGAUGUGUGUGACUGUGCUAACCUCUCCAUGUGCAAUGCCAAGACAGGAAAAUGUGAAUGCCCACCAGGAUUCAACGGGCAACACUGUGAACAAGAAUGUCUAGACGGCCGUUACGGACCGAAUUGUCAGUUCAUCUGCUCCUGCACGAACGGAGCGUCGUGCGAUCCAACUACAGGGAGCUGUAAUUGUAUAGACCAGUGGAUUGGACCCACUUGUGAACAAGGUGGUCCAUUACACUUUUCAUCAUCAUCAGCCAGGCGAGGGGACAUGGGUCCUCGUUUUUAACUUUCUCAGCAUGUUACCGGCAAAAUUAAACGUCUCGAAAAACCAGAUUGUAUCACCGUGAUAGGAAUGUUUUGCAGAGGUAUGUGAGUGAGUGUGCAAGUUUUUACAGCAAUAGGAAGCGAGGCCUUAAACACCAACAUCUACUUGUGGGACAAGUUUUAUUUAUACGAAACUGCGUAAUGCAGUUCUUCGUGUGUUGGUACAUGAAGCAUAUUGCAGGUUGGUGUGCUGCAUGGAACUUGUUGCUCACGGUGGUCGGGGAAAAAAAAAA